Scleropages formosus (Asian bonytongue) is the source of this 2478-nucleotide messenger RNA. It is a transcript of the gene gdap2, whose product is annotated as ganglioside induced differentiation associated protein 2. The transcript has 14 exons. Bases 496 to 2007 code for a protein of 503 amino acids. Lineage: Eukaryota; Metazoa; Chordata; Actinopteri; Osteoglossiformes; Osteoglossidae. The record is from RefSeq and is a predicted model, not a curated record.
CUCGCGGAAGUGAUGACGCUCGGGAGAGUCAGCUGACUCGUAGCGUGACCCGCGCGCGCUGCUCCGCGCUUCUCCGCGCUUCUCCGCUCCGCGUUUGUGUUGCGUGCCACCGUGCAGGUGUGCGUCCACGGUGUUGUAACUUAAUGUAGCGCGUACAUGGAGAGCGACGUGCACGCCUGCUGCUGCUGCUGCUACCGGCCCGAGCUCCCUAGCGGUGUGUUACCAUGACAUGAGGAGGAGGAAGGACGAGUUUUCCCCGCCUGCUGCUGCUGUUCGCAGCUCCGCCUUAUAAUAAGUUAUAUAGAAGAAAGAAAGUUUGUCCCUUUGAUUGAUCCGUCAUCGAUUGAUCGACCUUUUGAUCUCCAGUCCGGGCUGUUUGGAGCAGCGUUGGUUGAGCCUUGAGCAGCUGACUGCCCUCGAAGAGAACGAGCGAGGGGCUCCCGGUCAGCGCACGGUCUUUGCGCGGUCAAGCGCCGGUUCGGCUGCCCGGGCACCAUGGACCCCCUGGGCGCUCGCUCGCAGUUCGUGGACGUUCAGACGCUGCACAGCUGGGACGACGCGGAGGAGCAGGACAGGGACCGAGUGGACGCGCCCCUCGCCGGGGACUCGGACGCCCGCGACGACAGCCUGAGCGGUCAGCAGGGUGCGGUCCGGUCGCCUUUCCCCUUCCGAGACGACAUCAACAGGAAGGUCGUCCUCUACAUCGGAAACGUGGCCCUGCUGAACUGCACAGCCAUCGUGAACACGAGCAACGAGCUGCUCUCCGACAAGAACCCCGUGUCCGACAGCAUCCACCAGCUGGCUGGUCCAGAGCUGCGCGAGGAGCUGCUCAAGAUGAAAGGCUGCAGGACCGGCGAAGCCAAGAUGACCAAGGGCUUCAACCUGGCGGCGCGAUUCAUCAUCCACACGGUGGGGCCCAAGUACAAGGCCAAGUACCGGACGGCGGCCGAGAGCUCGCUCUUCAGCUGCUACAGGAACGUGCUGCAGAUCGCCCGGGAGCAGGCCAUGGCCUCGGUGGCUCUCUGUGUCAUCAGCACGGCCAAGAGGGGCUACCCUCUGGAGGACGCGACGCACAUCGCCCUGCGGACGGUGCGCAGGUUUCUGGAGAAGCACGGCGAGAGUCUGGAGACGAUCGUGUUUGCGGUCACUUUGGCCGAGGAGCCGGUGUACAGGAAGCUGAUGCCCCUCUACUUCCCCCGCUCGCUGGAGGAGGAGCGCUCCAGCCUGGCCCUCAUUCCCCCGGACAUCGGGAACUCCGAGGGCGAACCGGUGGUCCCCGAGAGGCAAAUCCGCAUCACCGAGAAACCAGGCAGCCUGGAGGAUGACUCGGAGGACGAGGCCUUCGACUCGGACCUGGGGCUGGUGGGGAGCCACGCCUUUGCGCGGAUGGAGGGCGACGUGGACAAGCAGCGGCGCCUCGUCCUGCAGGGACAGAUGUCGGAGGCGGCGAUGCAAAAGCAGCAUCAGAGGAACUACAGCCGCUGGUUGGGCCGAGCCCGAGCCGAGGACCUGUCGGACAUCGCGGCUCUGAAAGCCCUCUACCAAACCGGGGUGGAUCUCUGUGGCCGGACGGUCAUGGUGGUGGUGGGGAGGAAUAUCCCCGUGACACUAAUCGACAUGGAAAAGGCGAUGCUUUAUUUCAUUCAUGUCAUGGACCACAUCGCUGCCAAGGACUACGUGAUGGUGUACUUCCACACGCUGACCGCCGAGCACAACCACCUGGACACGGACUUCCUCAAGCGGCUCUACGACAUCGUGGACGUCAAGUAUAAGAAGAAUCUGAAGGCUUUUUACUUUGUUCAUCCCACGUUCCGCUCCAAGGUGUCCACGUGGUUCUUCAGCACCUUCAACGUAUCGGGUCUCAAGGAGAAGGUUCACCACGUGGAGAGCCUGCAGCAGCUCUUCACCUGCAUCCAGCCCGAGCAGAUCGACAUCCCGCCCUUCGUGCUCGAGUACGACUCGCAGGUGAACGGUCCCUACCGGCUUCCCUCCUCCUCCGGUCUGUGAUCGUUGCCUCCGGGAGGGGACGCUGGGUCGAAACUUCAGACUUGGACCGAGUGCGGCAGCGUAUGGCGUUGAGCUCAGCACUGUGGGAGUUAAUUUCAGAGGUUGCUGUAAUGCAGUGUGGGAGCACUGGACUCUCAUGCUCUUGGACUCAUCGGCUUCUUCAUCAUGUCUGCAAAACACACUUAUUUGAGCCCAUUUUUUUUUUGUUUUACUGGGGACUGUGGCCCCUCCUCCUACACAACCAGCCAAUCACUGAAGGUCCUGGUGGUCAGAUGGUCUUCACUUAGGGUGGUCAAGGGGUGCUCUUUUCUUUUUUGAGAGAAGUGCACAUCUGCCAAAAUAUCAUGCCUGUAAUUGGUAGCUGUAGGGAGGGGCUCCUUCGCCCUGAUUGAUCCGUUGCACCUCAGUUUGUGCACCACGUGGUGUUGGUGGGCGGGGAGGGGGUUAUGGGGACUAAACAUAUCAAUAAAG